This is a messenger RNA of Pocillopora verrucosa, 2517 nucleotides long. RefSeq names its product mitochondrial substrate carrier family protein ucpB-like. Gene Ontology annotation, molecular function: transmembrane transporter activity. The record is from RefSeq and is a predicted model, not a curated record. NCBI's taxonomy places the organism in Eukaryota, Metazoa, Cnidaria, Anthozoa, Scleractinia, Pocilloporidae.
UUAAGCCCCAGUCUGUUGACAGAAACCAAUCACCACCACCGGGAGAGAAAAAAAUUGUCGAUACAUUAAAUUGUAAAUGAAACAUUGCCGGGUGCUUCACAUGGCCUGAGGAAAAAAUAUUGAGUGCUCAUGUCCUUUUGAAACAUUUGACUGUUGUCGACCUCAACUAAUUCGGCUAGGAACCGCGUUGAACCUUAAAAAUGUCUACACAAUCAUCGGAGAAUUUAACUAGAUUUGCGCUAAGCGGAAUCUCUAACAUGUGUGGUGGAGCAGUAACAAACCCCAUAGAUGUCAUCAAGAUUCGCAUGCAACUUGAGAAUGAAUUGGGCUCAAAACAUAGCAGCAAGAAUAUUUUCAAAGACCGUUAUUAUAAGGGUUUUAUAAGAGGUGGAAUUAGAAUUUUCUCUGAGGAGGGCUUGAGGGGUCUUUAUAAAGGGUUGCUGCCAUCAAUGAUGAGGGAAGGAUCAUACAGUACCAUUAGGCUAGGAGCAUAUGAGCCAUUAAAAGUUAAGUUAGGAGCUACUGAUAUCGCUCACACUCCUCUGUGGAAGAAAAUUGUGGCUGGUGCAAUGUCAGGAACAAUAGGUAGUGCAAUUGCUACGCCCACAGACUUAGUCAAGGUUCGCUUCCAAGCCUUGGGACCUGGAAAAAAAUCAGAGUAUCGACACACUUUCCAUGCAUUUUUGAAAAUAGCACAAAAGGAAGGAGUAAGAGGAUUAUGGACAGGCGUGGGCCCAACAGUUCAGCGUGCAGCUAUUUUGACAGCGGCACAAAUUCCAUCAUAUGACCAUACAAAACAUACUUUAUUAAAUGCGCAGUUGAUGGAAGAAGGGCCAGCCUUACAUGGUGUAUCAUCUGUCAUUGCUGGAUUUGUGACAGCUCUUAGUACGUCACCAUUUGAUGUGGUGAAAACACGCAUGAUGAACCAGAAAAAAGAUGCCAGUGGAAAGCCAUUGGUAUACAGAAAUACCAUCCAUUGUAUAGGGAAAAUUGUUAGACAUGAAGGAUUAUUAGGAUUGUAUAAGGGAUUUAUACCAAACUGGAUGCGAAUAGGCCCUCAUACUAUUGUUACUUUUUUUGUCUUUGAAAGACUCCGAUAUUUGGUUGGUAUGAGUCCUGUGUGAAAGUGGCAGAGGUAGAAAUGGACCUCAGGUUGAGAGGUUCAGGCUCAAGACCCGGGUCUCGUUUUAUCUUUAUUUUUUAGAAUAAAUUAUUAUUAGUAAAUCCUUGUAGUUGGUUGUUGUCCAUAAUUGUUCUUACCAAAACUAUCAGCCACAGAAACAAAAUGGACAAUCUAGAGUGACACAACUAGCUUCUCUAUUAUUUAAAUUUUGAUUGGCUUCAGGGUCUGAUAAAUUACUGGAAAACAGGCCCAAGAUCAUUGUGUUGAGUGCUUGGGCAAAAUUCUUUACUGUCACAUUGCCUCUCUCCACCCAGGAGGAAAAUGAAAUGUAAUGUUGUUACUAAGUUUUUCUAAUAUGCUUGUUUAAGUGGUGCCCUGUUGUACUCACACGAGUUCUGUUGUACAUUAAAUUAUCUACCUUAGAUGAUAUUUGAGGAAAGUUUUUGUUUUAUUAGUUUUAGGCCUGGCAAAAUAUAUAGCAGAUGUACUAUUAACACUCUUAAUAAGUUAUUUGUAGGGUUUGCAAAGUUGCUGAAACCUUGGAACACUAGAAUUACUCUGGGAAGGAUUGUUGUCUUAAUGCAAUAAUGUCAGGCAUUAAUAUAUGCUACACAAGGGAAUAGUGCUUUUUACACACUGAAAUCCUUCAUGUCUCAGUUGCAGAAGUGAAUAACAAGUACUGUUUACCUUCAAGCUGCCAAAGAGACAAACUUACAUGUUAAGAGUUUCAUUUCCAACAAUUUUUUAGUAUCUUGAAAGAAUUGAACCAAUUUUUUGGUAUUUGUGUGGUAUAUACUAAAACAAUUUUUCACCUCGGUGUCUGCAAAAGUGGCAGAUAUUGACUUCACUGCUUCACAGCUCAGUAAAUAUCUACCACUAUUCAACUCCACGUUUGUGAAUAGUCAUUAGUUACAAAGAAGCCAACAUUGAAAGGAAAACUGGUUAUUGUUGGUGCAAUCAGUUAAUUUUAUUAUUGUAUUGCAUUUAACCUGCUAUACAUCACUGUAACACCCCUAAAAAACACAUUUGGGGAAGGGGGCAUGCCAUGCUCGUUUCAGCUCAGAAAAUAUGGCUUAGGGUUGGGCAGAAAAGUGGCCCAGUAACACAUUUAGUAUUUUUUUAUUUUUUAUUUUUUAUUUGUUGCUUUUCUAGGAUUAUGCGCAACAGAGUGCUUGCAAUAGCUUACUCGUCAUUGCAACAAUAACAUUAAAACUACACUUCACACUGUUAACAUUGCAAAGAGGUUUGCUUGUGGUAGUAGACUACACAAAGGGGUAAUUUUAUAAGAGCCAUGAGCUUGGCCUUUCGUGAGAUGAGAAAAUUAAAAAAGCGCAUCUUUAUUACAGGCACAAUUUGAAAACAACCACUUGCUCUUGUGAGAGCACUGCUGUAAC